Molecule: messenger RNA, 3948 nt
Organism: Anopheles funestus (African malaria mosquito)
Lineage: Eukaryota; Metazoa; Arthropoda; Insecta; Diptera; Culicidae
Exons: 6
Coding region: 1025-3688 (887 amino acids)
Biological process (GO): proteolysis
Molecular function (GO): serine-type endopeptidase activity
Source: RefSeq, a predicted model, not a curated record
CUCAUCUCAUUCCGGCGCUAUCAUCAACACGAGCAGGUUGUGCGUACGAGCGCCUGUGCGUAUACACCUUCAGACGAAAUCUGUGGUCCGGAAGUGUCGGUUCGCGAUCGUUUAGUAGAAGCAUAUCUGCAGUGUGCUUCGCGGUACUAAACCAGGAGAAAAAUUGAUGUGCUCCGUAGGUUGUUUGGUUUAACAGUGUGUUACGAAACGAAUCCGCAGAAGAAGCUGAGUGAAGUGUUUCAGAGCUCUACCAGGUUUGGGAACCGGUAGUUUCUGCCGGAUUGAUAACGGUUGGGAAAUUGUGUACUAUUGUGAGAAGCGGUUGAUUGAAUGUGAUAGUGUUUUUGAUAGUGUCCCAAAACCCCUAAUUUGGGAUCCCGAUCGGCCGGAAGAGAAACAGAGGGCUUGAAGAGUUGACGGCAUUUUUCGGUGUGUUAUAGCAUGCGAACCCGGCACUGAUAGAGCGCAGUCUUGCAUGAUUAUCAAUGAUAAGUGUACUGCAAGCGUUGGAUAAUCUUACAAAAACCGACUGUUGUGUAAGAGCCCCCAUGGUUAUGAUUUAUUACCUUGAGUUCUAAGAAUUCACCUGUUACGGCAUAUCGAUUAUCGGAAACAGUGUUCUCCAUCAAGCAAACUAGGCGCUCUGUUAGUCGACCCGGGACUGUGUGGUUAGUGCCAGCCGACAGUUCGUGCGGGGAAUUUAAACGAAAAAAUCUCUGUGCUGUGCGCGUGUGCUUUUAGUUUUCCUUCCGUUGUGGUGUAAACAAAUUACAUGCACCCGCUCAUCACACCUUCCAUUAAGUUCUGGUAAAUCAUAGAAAAGCAGUCAGCGGGUUGAUAACGCGUAAGAUAUAGUUCCCGUGCCCGUGACAAGCGGUUUCUCAAUGUGUAAUUGCGCUGCUCACCGAUUGCAUGGUGUCCUGGCCGUCAGUCUGUGUUGGUGAAACGUUAAAGAUUUAUGCAAUCGUAAGAUCGGAAGCUGCGCGUGUGAAGCUGUACGAGUGUACGAGCAGCUGGCUGUAAGAUGAGUUAUGUGCGCCACACCGCCGUAGUCGCCGUCUGCCUGCCAGUGCUUGUGAUCGUUCUAGGGGUGCCAGCAUUAGAGUCUUACAGUAUUCCUCAGCAACAGUCCACACAGGUAUUCGGUAGCAGUUUGCUGAUACGACCAAUAGCUACGACCGAUCGAGGUAAUAUCGACGAGAAACAUUUCACACCGAGGAAGCUUCCGUCGCCGAAAUCACAACUGUUUAUACCGGAACAGUCGCCACCGGGGGCAACAACAACGAUAGACAACGGAUUUGGUGGAUCAACCGAACCGGAUGGGAUCGAUCGUAGCUACCGGAAGGUGAAGAAGGUCGUCAAACAUCGGCACCAUCCGGUGCCGCGCCGAAUUAAGCCCGGUUCACCCGGUUGGACCCAUCGGAAGCGACGAUUCAAUCCACAUCUCUUCACUCCCUUUACGAAAUGGGGACCGUGCGAUUACUAUUGCCACCAGAAGCGGGAACGGUACUGCAUCGCCAAGCGCAAAUGUGGCAAUCACAUCCAAACAGAGGAACGGAUAUGUCCCAAGAACAUUUGUGUGCCGCUUCACAUUCCACCGAUUCCUACCGUACAUAUCGAGGACAUAAAGGAGGAGCAUCAUUCAUCCUCACUACCGCUGAAUCAGUUCACGAUCGUCAACUUCGACGGACAUGUGCAGAAGCAGUUGCACCAGCAUGGUAAGAAGAAGAAAAAGAUCAUCAUCCAGGAGGACGAUGAGCUGGAUGAUACGGACAGUGAUACCGAUUACGUUAUACUGAAAAGUCCAUCCGGUGCUAAGUAUCCAUCGUUUCAUCGCAAGGAGGAGUUCUUGUCCCAGAUGAUCAAGGGUAAACCACUGUUGAUCAAUCUGGAUGAUUUCGACGAUAAGCGCAUUCUUUCACCAAACGUAGCACUUGCACCACACUACGACAAUGGGUACGAAACGGCCGCCCAUAAAUUCGUUAAGUAUCCGAGACAGCAACCACACCAGUAUCAUCUGCCGCGAAGGCAACCGUCAAAGUUGAGCGACUACUUCGAAGAUUACUACGACCAUCUGUAUCGUGAUGGCACGGGGUUCUCUAACCGAAAGGGUGAAGAAUAUCCCGACACCGGUGAACAGGAAGAAUGGCGUCCAAUUGUUCCACUGACAGCGAACGUUAGUAAACAUCGUGGAGCUUCUGACAGAUCGCGGCGGUUAGAUAGGAAUUAUGGCGCCAUCUUCCAACACACUACCGAAAAGGUGAUGAAUGAUUCCACCAGCACACAGCGCUACCAGCAGCUGUUGGAAUCAUUUUCCACCGCGACUACGGACAUGGUGGAAGGUCGCCAUACGAAGCGGGAAAUUGAUGACGAAUUUACCAGCUCCAGCUCUAUCGAGGACGAAGAAUCGCAGGGAAAAAUGCUCAAAUCGGGACCAGUUAUGGCACAAAGGAAGGCACGCGAAAAGGCUGUGUUUGAGAUGCCGCGAAAGGUGGAAAAUCCCUACACGAAGUGGAGCAAAUGGUCCAAAUGCACGGCCAAGUGCACAACGAGACGGAUAAAGCGAUGCCGAAUACCGUCCUUCUGUGGGAACGAUGCCAUUCGUGAGAUUGCCUACUGCUACACCGAGGGAAGCUUCUGUGAGGAGUGGAUCGGGAAUCAGCUGUACCAGAACGGUCGCAAUAUUAUUCUACCAUCGGCGAAUCCGCCCUUCAUUUCAAGCACGACCACUACGACCACUACUACCACCACGACAACGCCGCGACCCAGCAGACCGAGACGACCGCAUCCGAAUGGAUUGGGCCGGAGCGACACGGUGUCGUUUCCAUCCACGAUCUCUGCCCAGAUAUUCUCCAACCGGUGUGGUGUGCUGCAACCGGAGUACAUGCCACAGCAGCUGACCUGCGGUUUGCCGAUGGUGCGUGACAAACCAAAGAAGAACUAUCUCUACAACAUGCUGCGUAUCAUUGGCGGUAAAACGAGCCGCCGGGGACAGUGGCCUUGGCAGGUGGCCAUUUUGAACCGUUUCAAGGAAGCUUUCUGUGGUGGAACUUUGGUAUCUUCCCGGUGGAUUUUAACCGCUGCUCACUGCGUACGAAAGCGUCUGUUUGUGCGACUGGGCAAACACAAUCUUCAGCAAACGGAAAGUUCGGAGAUGGAGUUCCGUGUUGAGCUAAGCAUUAAGCAUCCACGGUACGACAAAAAGACGGUUGACAAUGAUGUGGCACUGUUGAAACUUCCGCGGGAAGUAGAGCGAUCAGCGUUUAUUGGAUACUCGUGCCUUCCCGAACGAUAUCAGGCUCUUCCGACUGGGCACACGUGUACGAUUAUCGGUUGGGGAAAGAAGCGUCACAACGACGAUGCGGGUACGGACAUACUGCACGAGGCGGAGGUACCGAUCGUACCGAAUGAACGGUGCCGGGCCGUGUACCACGAUUACACCAUCACGAAAAAUAUGUUCUGUGCGGGGCACAAGCGUGGCCGGAUAGACACGUGUGCCGGAGACUCGGGUGGUCCGUUGUUAUGCCGCGAUUCCACUAAAACAAACAGUCCCUGGACCAUCUACGGCAUAACGAGCUUUGGCGAUGGCUGUGGGAAGCAGAACAAAUUUGGUAUCUAUAGCAAGGUGCCUAACUAUGUCGAUUGGAUUUGGUCCGUUAUCAACUGCGAUGGAAACUGUCGAACGUGAGACUAGCAUUCGGGUUCGGGAAGGAAAUUAAAAAAAAUGCUAUUUCCUUGAUGAAUUAAUUUAUUAGCACCGCAAUGGAACGAAAUGCGGUGUAAUGCGCAGGAUUAAUGCAUAUUUGGUACAUCAGCCGGAACCGCAGCGACGAACAAUGAUCUUUGAUAAUUAUUUAUUUGCGAAUAAGCCAGAUUACUGUGUAUAGUUUAUUUACUGUUUAAAGAAGAAACACAAAAAAAUAAAGUGAUAAUUACAGGUUUACAAAA